Messenger RNA from Drosophila hydei, 2495 nucleotides. RefSeq names its product E3 UFM1-protein ligase 1 homolog (gene Ufl1). The record is from RefSeq and is a predicted model, not a curated record. Gene Ontology annotation, biological process: response to endoplasmic reticulum stress; protein K69-linked ufmylation; regulation of proteasomal ubiquitin-dependent protein catabolic process. Gene Ontology annotation, cellular component: endoplasmic reticulum membrane. Bases 82 to 2433 code for a protein of 783 amino acids. The transcript is spliced from 6 exons. Gene Ontology annotation, molecular function: UFM1 ligase activity. NCBI's taxonomy places the organism in Eukaryota, Metazoa, Arthropoda, Insecta, Diptera, Drosophilidae.
AAUAUUGUUGACGCGUCACAUUUCAGAUUGAUCUAUUUCAAUAAGAUUAAUUGAAACAAAUAUAAAAUAAAUUAUUAAAAAAUGAGUAGCGACUGGGAUGAGAUAAAACGCUUAGCCGCCGAUUUCCAAAAGGCGCAGCUAACGUCUACGCUGCAAAAACUCUCGGAACGGAAUUGUAUUGAAAUAGUGACCUUGCUGCUUGAAAAGCAGCUGCUGGAUGUUGUUUUUACGAAUGAUGGAAAAGAGUAUAUAACACCCGACCAUCUUGAACGUGAAAUACAAGAUGAACUUUAUGCAAAUGGAGGUCGUGCCAAUCUUGUGGAGGUCAGCAAAACUCUUAAUGUGGAUCUAUCGCGGAUUGAAACACUGGCAGAGCGCAUUGCAGCAGAGGAUCCACAGAUCCAUCUGAUGCUAGGACAGCUAAUCGAUGAAGACUACAUCACGCACAUUGCGCAGGAGAUCAACGAAAAAUUGGCGCAACGUGGCGAAAUUUCCAUAUCGGACUUAACAUCCCAGUUUGAUUUGCCCUCGGAGUUUCUGCAGCAUAAUGUUAUGGAGAAGCAUUUGGGAAAGCUCAUUAAGGGUCGCCAGGAUACCACCAAUCCGCGUGUAUUCUUUACCCAAGCGUACAUUCAACGCUGUAAAGCGAAGAUACGCGGCGCACUCGCGGCAAUCAGCAAGCCCACGAAUGUAUCUAUAAUACUGCAGCAGAUCAAUGUGCAAGAAAAGAUCUUUCACUCGUUGCUUGAUGAGAUCCUACCCGCUGGUCAGGUGACAUCAAAGCAGGCCAACGCACAAUAUGUGCCUCAUAUUUAUGCAAAGACGCAGGCCGAGUGGGUCAACUCGUUCUACAAACAGAACAGCUUUCUGGAAUAUGAGGCUAUCAACAAGUUGGGUAUAUCCGAUGCCAAAGCCUACAUUCGCAAACAGUUCCCCAACGAGCAGUUCCUAUUCCUCAAACGUGUGGCACUCGGUGCACAUAUAAUUGAGCUUACGGUUGUAGCAGCUUUAAAUGAAUGCAGUGCAACAAAGCAAUAUCUUGAUUUAGCUACCAUAUUGCCAUCGAAUUUGUCGGAGGAUGACAUUGAGGAAGCCUUCGACGCUGUGAUGGCCCAAAAGCAAUGCAAUCCGAGUCAUUUUGUUUUCCUGGAGAGCAUAGUCUUCUCUCAGGCAUAUCUUACGCAAUUAAUACAACCUUGUCAGGACAUGGCCCACGGCCUGGCCAAAGCAGCCAUCGACAACGGUGUGUAUCAGCAAUAUAUAGUGGAAAAGACGCUGGCGCAAAAAGGUAGCGCUUCGGGAGCCACCUAUGAUGCGGAUGAUGAUGGCAAAGUGGAUAAGCGCGAUGAGCGUCGGAAAAAAGCCGCUUCUGGCAAGGCAGGUGGUGGUGCGCAAGGCAGAGAGACGAAAACAAAAUCAACCAAGAAACAUCAGCGUGGCCGUGCGGCUGCUCACAAUCAUGACAGCGAGGAUGAUGAGGAGACAUCACAACAAUCAACAGGCAGUUCGCGGAAGUCCGUUAGGGCAUUAGAAUUGGUCAAGAAUUCAGAUAUCAUAAAUCUAAUCAAGACCGCGCUAGAGGAGGAGGGACUCGAGCAUCUGGCCAAGCCAAUUGCAGCACUUUACGUUAACCAAUUGAAUCAGGCGGCUUUAAUUAAGGCGCAAGAGCUGUAUGAGGCAACACCGCAAACGAAUCGACGCCAGACACAUGCUGCCAUUCAAGAACGAGUAAACACGCUGCUGGUGGACAUACGCCUCUAUGAGAAGGGUAUAAAGCUAUUCCAUAUGGAGACGCAGUCGCAAUUGGUCAAGUAUUUGCUCAAAUCUCUAGGGAACGAAAUUUGCAAUGAGCUGACCCUCUAUGUGGCAGCCGAAUGCAGUCUGUCGGUCAAAUCGACCAAUCUAAACGUCGAUCAACGCAUUAAACUAAUACAAGAGUGUGAUGCACAGUACCGCAACGCUUUACUUGAACAAAACAAAGCCCUAAACAAGAACAUUGAGGACUUCGAGCUCGCUACGGAGGCGGUGCUAAAAGCCUGCAGUAUGAUCGUAAAAAAGGCUGAUAAGAAAAAGGAUCGCGCUCUUAUUAUCAGUCACAAAGAGAAGCUCAUGCAGCAGCUUUUAGAAUGUCAUGAACCCGCUCUUUUACUUCAUCUAGCAGCUCUAAUACUCUUCACCACAAUCACAGGCUGCAUUCUGCAUGCGUCCGGCAAAUUCGUUUCGACCAUCCUGCAGCACAUUCGAGCUACUCUAAAUGAGUCACAAAACGCGCUCCUCCUGCGUUAUCAUGAUCUUGUUCUGCAAAUGCUGCAACAAGCAACGCCUGACAGUCAGGAAUUCAAGUCUCUUAACGAACAAUUGCAAACAUUACAAGGGGAGGUUGUGGACCUCGCUCAGAACUAUUCCCGAGCAUCCGUAUCCAAGGCUGAAUAACCUUUUAUUCAAUAAACUAAUAGACCCCGGGAAUCCACUCUGGAUAAAUGUUCAAAUUGAAU